GUGCACAUUCGUUGACGAUGAAUGAGCUGGACCUUGUGCACCGAGAGCGCUCGUCCCCUCACACACUGCAUUUUUCACGCAUGGUGAUGAAUAGUCCCCCCCACACCACACCACACCACACCAGACCACACGCAACCACACCACGCACCAUCAGCUGUCCGGCACACACAGGUAGAUUCCUUACCCACUUCGUUAAGCACUAGAGUGUCAAAAGACUGCGUGUGCCCAUCCGUCCAUCCACACACGCACACGCACACGCACUCACCGCCGCGACCGUCGGGAGAAUGCAGAUAACAGAUUGAGCGCUGCCCGCUCGGCCGCACUCAUGCACGCAGAAGCGGCCAGCUCUGUCUGCACGCACCAAGCAGUCAGCCCUCCCUCGUGUGUGUGUCUGUUAGUCAACCAUCCAACUUACGCACACAUGCAAAACGUGCAUUGAAAGCUGUGCACCCACCCCUCCCUCCCUCCCUCCCCUCGCUCCCUCCCUCCGUAUUUCUGUCUGUCUAUCGCAGGCCGAGGGGCACAAAUGUGGUGCCGUUAAGGUAGCCCACUUCCCGCCAGAGGAACGACAGGUCGUCCAUUGACGACGCCCCACUGCUCGUCGGCAGCCCAUGUGUGGCUGACUCCUCCCUCCUGGCCUUCUCUACUAUCUCGCGCAACCCCACACGCCGCCCGCCCUCACUGCCGAUGGCAAAACACCGGCAGCGGGGCAGCGCCUCCCCCAUCCCCAGCACCUCCCCGCCCGCCACGCCCUCAAAACCGCCCACCACCGACCGCAGAAACAGGUCGAGGCAUGCAUUCAUACGGCGGCCGAACUGGGUGUUGGUGGCAAAUCGCAUGUGUGGGGCUGGGGGGACAAACAGGAAGCGGCGCAAGAGAGGCAGCACGCUAUCCUCUAGCACAGCGGGGUGGCGGAAGAGGCCUGACUGGUACACGAGAGCAAUAUCGCACAGGGCAGCAUUGAUAACACCCACAAUGCGGUCAGGCAGCCCCCGCAGAUACACGCCAUACAUGGAGGCUACCGUAUGUUUGCCCUCCCUAUCCUUGUUGUUCCGCCGGUGCGUGAGCGUGUGCAGGCCUUUCGAUGGGUCGAUGCCCAGAUGCAGCGCCUCCGCAAGGCCCGCAAUCCGAUGGCUAUCAUCCAAAUCGCACGCGAAUCGCGAAUCCCCCUUGGGUCGGGCGAAGUACUGCACACACGAGGCACAGAUACGAAGAAACAGGCACAGCCGUCACUCCCAGGCGCCACUGCCGCUAUCCCAUUCACUCCACCCCUACUUACCACACGGACGUCGUAGCCUUCACGGAUGAGUUCUCGAAGCACGUCGACGGACCCGACCUCCAUCGCAGCACACCACCACUCGUGCAGGCGGCGCUGCUUGGCAGUGCUCGCAUCCAGCAACGGCUCCUGGACCUGCAAACACACACAUACACACACAGAUGGAUGGAUGGAUGAAUGGACAGAUGAGUUCCAUUGGAUGUACCCGCCCCUCCCUCGCGUGUGUGUGGGGUGGUGUGCGCACCUCUAGUAGCUUGCGGGCGCCCCCAUCCAUCAUGCAGCGGAACGCCAAAACGCAGCCCUUGGUCUUGACUAUCCCCUGACGCACCUGCACACACACACACACACACUCUCUCUCUCUCUCUUUCACAUGAAUGCAUUGGCGCAGCCCCACACGCUGGUUCCAUCAUAACGUGCAUAUGUCACCUGCUCUACUGAGCCGACCCAGCUAUCGAGCUCCGUCGUCAACUCCACCACCAGGCCGCUAAAGGCCCUCGAUGUGUCGAUAUCGAUAUCGCUGUGGCAGCCCAACGAGGCCAUGAGGGCGUCGGCCGCAGUUUCCUUCCACCCGCACCACAGUGAGCGCAUGUGCCCCAUCACUGACAGGGCCAGCUCUCGGUCCACACGCCUCAAAGCGGUGGCCAGUGCGUGCUUGAGGCAGGCCACCACCAGCUCCCUCCUGUGGCCCACGUCAUCCGCCCCGGUCAUGACGUAAGACCUCCUCCGCAGCAUCACGUCCAUGACGCGCGCAGCCCCACUCGGCUGCUCGGCUGCGAACUCGAUGACCGACACCUCGGGCCGAUUGGGAUUGGCCUCCGCGUAUGGCUCCGCGCCCUCCUUCAUCAGCCGAGAGAUGACGGCCGCGUCAGGGUGCUCCUUGGUGAUUUCCUCGGCUAGCCGGUGCGUCUCGUUGGGCCUCUGGGGUGUCGGGCGAGGGGGCCCGUGUGGGCCGUACACUAUAUGUGGACGGGCCGGCCUGGGAGGCUCGCGGGGAAGAGCUGCAUGACAAGACAAGACACGCCAUCAGACACAAUGAGAUGAGAUCCUCGUUCGCAAGGGUGCGGUGCUCAUAUCGGUGGUGUUGUGUGUUCUCACCUUCCGCGUUGGGUGCUGUGAGGGAGGAUGACCGUGCGACAGAUCCCAUCCUCCAUGACUUGCGCAUGCGGGACCGAAAUAUGCGCCCUCGCGUCGCCCCGUAGAGUGACAUCUCAUCGUCGGAUAUGUCACUGGGGGGCGAGCGAUUCAGUAACGACGCCUUAGGGUGGUCGUUGCCCGACGGAGGCCUGGGCUCGGGCGUACGGGACCUUACAGCGGCGGUCUUGGCGUCCCCUGACACGAAGACCAUCAGCACAACACACGAUGGUGCGCUGCCCCUUUCUGUCUCCCCAUUUCCUGUUCCCUCUGACCUGAAACCACGCUAGAUCUCCUGAGGUCGAUGGGCAUCUCACAGGCAGGGCAGCGCUCCUGUCCCUCUGCCGAUGGCUCCCCUCUCGGGAAGCGCGGCACUGCAGCCAACCGCAUCCUGUUGAAACACUCUGGAAACACCACCCACACCAGACCAGAUAGAGGGCCAACACCGCAAACAACCAUUUCUGAAUACCAGGUGCUGCUGAGUGUGCGGCGGCUGACCUUCACACAGGCAAACGUGGCGGCAGGGAUACAGUAAAACCACUGGAGGUCUGGGGCACCGCAUGCACGUCCUCGGCGAGGAAAACUUGAGCUCCCGAAGACUUUUCGACCCCAUCAUCAGAAAGAGGACGUCGUUUGCUAAAAAAAGCAA
Messenger RNA from Vitrella brassicaformis, 3056 nucleotides. NCBI's taxonomy places the organism in Eukaryota, Vitrellaceae. The record is from the annotation of a GenBank genome assembly.